Messenger RNA from Gossypium raimondii (Peruvian cotton), 1757 nucleotides. Its product is annotated as trihelix transcription factor PTL. Lineage: Eukaryota; Viridiplantae; Streptophyta; Magnoliopsida; Malvales; Malvaceae. Bases 117 to 1379 code for a protein of 420 amino acids. The record is from RefSeq and is a predicted model, not a curated record. The transcript has 2 exons.
UUGCGGUAGACUCGGAUCCUGUCUCCCGUCAAAAUAGUCCAAACAAAGUCCUCUCUACACCACCCACACCCCACAUUUUGACUCUCUCUCUCUCUCUCUCUUUCUAAAAAAACCUAAUGGAAAUGGGUGAUCAGUACGGCCUGCCUGAUUUCCAGCGGCUUUUAACGAGGAGAACCCAUUUUCCGGCAUCCCUGCUGCCCCAACCUUCUGAGUCGCCUUACCUUGCUCAUCAUAGGAACAUGGCUCCAUCACCACCUCCUUACCAUGAACCACCCUACGUGUUGAGCAAUGGGGAUAUUGCAAUGCCUAGUGGUUUGCUUAGGUUUAACACUACUGGCGCCACUGGUUUUACUGCUGAGGCUUCAGCUUCUGCUGCUGUUGGUGGUGGAGGAUGGAGUUUGGGAAAUAUCGACUGCGGAAACAGCCGGUGGCCGAGGCAGGAGACUCUUACUCUUCUUGAGAUCAGAUCUAGACUUGAUUCCAAGUUCAAAGAGGCUAACCAGAAAGGACCCUUAUGGGAUGAAGUGUCUAGAAUAAUGGCGGAGGAAUAUGGAUACCAGAGAAGUGGGAAGAAAUGUAGAGAGAAGUUUGAAAACCUUUAUAAAUACUAUAAGAAGACCAAGGAAGGUAAAGCUGGUAGGCAAGAUGGGAAGAAUUACAGGUUUUUCAAACAGCUGGAAGCCAUUUAUGGUGAAACAAGUAACCAAAGUUCAGUCCCAGAAACUAACAACAUUAAUACUGUUCCAAGCAACCUGCCGGAGAAAUAUCAUGAAUCCAUGCAAGAACAGAAGAUGAGCGAGAGCCUCGGUUUCUCCGACCCCGAAUUCGAGGCUUCCUCGUCGGAAAAAAUGAACGACGACGAAUGCGAGCUUUCGGGUAUUGCUUCCAUGGUGAAUCAAAUGGGGGUUAAGAAGGGAUGGAAAACCAAGGUGAAGGACUUCGUGGACUCACAGAUGAAGAGGUUGAUCGAUUCACAGGAUGUUUGGAUGGAGAGGAUGUUGAAGGUGAUUGAAGAGAAAGAAAAAGAAAGGGUGUUGAGAGAAGAGGAAUGGAGGAGACAAGAGGCUGCUCGGUUCGAUAAAGAACAUGAACUCUGGGUUAAGGAAAGAGCUUGGAUUGAAGCUCGGGAUGCUUCUUUAAUGGCGGCUUUGAGGACGUUAAGACCCUUGACGGCUAAAACCCAGAACGAGAUCAACGCCAACAGAUGGACCGAGCAUGAAAUCUUGGAACGGAGGUUGCAGGAAAAUGGGUAUUCGACGAGGCAAAGCACGUGGGAAGACAUAGAAGCGAAAAUGGUGAACUUGGGGUAUGGUUAUGAACAUGAAGCAAACAAUGCAGAGUGUUACAAGAAACGGAAAGAGGAUUACUUGAGCAGCUAGACUCCAUUGAUGGUCAAGAAGAAAAUAAGAGCGUUUACGGCGUGAAACAAAGGGUAAACCAGGCAGCCGCCGCCGCCAUGGAUUCAUCAUCAUCAUCAACAUCAAUUCGUUUCAGAUAUCGGCAGUAAACAGGUAUGGAUUGAAGAUGAUGAGAAAGGGAAAGAAUCAGCAAUUAUCUUCUCUUCUUAAAUACCGUACUAGUAAUAAUGUAGAUGUAGGAGCUGAUAUUUGUAUGGGGAAUGAACAAGAAUGGGCAUGAGAAUUAUUUGGUGUUUAGAGUUUCACUUUACUCCAUCAUGUGAAACAAUGGAUUCAUCUUUGUAAAUUAUAAACCAUGGAUCCAUAAUGAGUUAUCAACAUUGAUUUAUUUUCCUUCAA